Carica papaya (papaya) is the source of this 2421-nucleotide messenger RNA. RefSeq names its product Pentatricopeptide repeat (PPR-like) superfamily protein. The record is from RefSeq and is a predicted model, not a curated record. NCBI's taxonomy places the organism in Eukaryota, Viridiplantae, Streptophyta, Magnoliopsida, Brassicales, Caricaceae. Gene Ontology annotation, molecular function: protein binding.
GUUUCCUCCUGUUCAGAUAUUUUCGUAAAGCCAGAACAAGAAGACAAACACAUGGAUAAGCAGCAACGCCGGCACGUUCCUUCUUCAUUUGCCACUCUUCCAUGGGUAAGCUUUCUGGCUGUUUCUGCUGUUCAUAACAACCAUUAAAUCAUCUGUUCCCAUUAUUAUGACGCAAAAGCCAUACACCCCUCUUUUCAAAAUCCUUCACUAGAAUUUCCAGGUUAUUGUUUAUUUGAGAUAUUCUUUUCUAGAAUCCGUGGUUCUUUGAGUAGUGGUAUUUUCCUGCUAUUUGUAUAUACAGGCUGCUGAGGGUAUGGACUUGAUAGUACCUAGUAAUCCCGCCCAAGAAGGGUUUUGCUCAUUUCAAAACUUUCAUAGGGAAACGACAAAAAGUAGUAGUUUCAUUGGAGCUAGGGUUAGAAAUAGAGCUGGUAAACACAAUGGUUCAGUGAAAGUUUUUUUGGGUAGAAAAGCUCGCUUUGUUGUUCUAUCUGCUGAUGGCAUGGAGGGUAAAAGGCCUGAGCGAUUCAGAAAGCAAAGGCUUAGUCAGGUUUUUGCUGUUGCAAAAGUUGAGACCUUUGGUUUAAAUGGUAAGAUUCAAAUUCUUGAGAAAUACCCAUCUGGGCAUAUGUCUUCUGGUUCGGCAAAUUCUUCCCAUAGUUCUGAGGAAUUCAAGAGUAAUAUUCGUCUACGAAGACGUAGAAAUGGAGAAUUAGAGGCAGGAUUUAAGUCUGAGAGCAUGGUUUAUCAGGGUGAUAUUCCUGAUAUUAUUGCAUGCACGAGUUUAAUUCGUGGGUUUUGCAAGAUUGGUAAAACUAAGAAAGCAACCAGGAUAAUGGAGAUUUUAGAAGGGUCUGGGGCGGUUCCUGAUGUUAUAACUUAUAAUGUUUUAAUAAGUGGAUAUUGCAAGGCAGGAGAAAUUGAUAAUGCCUUACUGGUUUUGGAUCGAAUGUGUGUUUCUCCAGAUGUUGUCACCUAUAACACAAUUCUGCGUUCUUUGUGUGAUAGUGGGAAACUUCAGCAAGCAAUGAAAGUUCUUGACAGGCAGUUGCAGAGGGAAUGUUAUCCAGAUGUAAUUACUUAUACCAUAUUGAUUGAAGCAACUUGCAAAGAAAGCGGGGUUGGCCAGGCUAUGAAGCUCCUGGAUGAAAUGAGGAGUAGGGGAUGUAAGCCUGAUGUGGUUACUUAUAAUGUUCUUGUGAAUGGUAUUUGUAAGGAAGGGAGGUUGGAUGAAGCGAUCAAAUUUUUGAAUAACAUGCCAUCAUAUGGAUGCCAACCCAAUGUUAUUACCCAUAACAUUAUUUUGCGUAGCAUGUGCAGUACUGGGAGAUGGAUGGAUGCUGAGAGACUAUUAGCAGAUAUGCUUCGAAAAGGAUGUUCGCCUAGUGUUGUUACCUUCAAUAUCUUGAUUAAUUUCUUGUGCCGAAAGGGUUUGUUGGGUCGAGCAAUUGACAUACUGGAAAAGAUGUCUCAACAUGGAUGUACUCCAAAUUCCUUAAGUUACAAUCCCCUGCUUCAUGGGUUUUGCAAAGAAAAAAAGAUGGAUAGGGCAAUAGAAUAUUUGGAAUUAAUGGUGUCUAGGGGGUGUUAUCCUGAUAUUGUGACCUACAACACUUUGCUUACAGCUUUAUGCAAAGAUGGGAAAGUUGAUGUUGCAGUCGAGAUUCUUAAUCAGCUAAAUACCAAAGGCUGUUCUCCUGUUUUGAUCACAUACAACACGGUGAUUGAUGGCCUUUCAAAGGUGGGAAAAACAGAACAAGCAGUAGAGCUUUUAGAAGAGAUGCGUAGAAAGGGUCUAAAACCUGAUAUAAUUACAUAUUCUUCACUCGUUGGAGGACUUAGUAGGGAAGGGAAGGUCGAUGAAGCAAUCAAGUUUUUUCACGAACUUGAACGCAUGGGUGUCAGGCCUAACUCUAUCACCUACAACUCUAUAAUGUUGGGACUUUGUAAGGCUCGGCAGACUGAUCAUGCAAUUGACUUCUUGGCUUAUAUGGUGCAGAGAGGAUGUAAACCCACUGAAACUACAUACACCAUUCUCAUUGAAGGUAUAGCUUAUGAAGGUUUGGCAAAUGAGGCCCUAGAGUUGUUGAAUGAGUUAUGUACCAGAGGAUUUGUGAAGAAAAGUUCAGCAGAACAGGUGGCUGUUAAGAUGUAGUAUAUUUUUUCAUGCCAUCUUUUAUCCUAAGAUGGCCUCUUGUAUUCUUGUGGCUUAACUCCUUGGAAAUAUAUUAUUAACUCCAUUAUGGAGGGAAAUGGUUUUAAAGGAGCUUAUAGUCAACACAGUUUCUUGUUUCUAGAAGCAAUAUAAGAAUUCAAUUUUGGUAGGGGUAGAUUCUGCACUUUCUGUCUGUGAGUUAUCCUUUAUAUGUCUCAUUAUGAAUAUACAUUCGGCCAUGAGUCAUCUCUCCCUUCUUUAAGGUA